Harmonia axyridis is the source of this 1507-nucleotide messenger RNA. It is a transcript of the gene nac, whose product is annotated as GDP-fucose transporter 1. Gene Ontology annotation, biological process: GDP-fucose import into Golgi lumen; protein O-linked glycosylation via fucose. Gene Ontology annotation, cellular component: Golgi apparatus. The transcript is spliced from 5 exons. NCBI's taxonomy places the organism in Eukaryota, Metazoa, Arthropoda, Insecta, Coleoptera, Coccinellidae. The record is from RefSeq and is a predicted model, not a curated record. The coding region runs from base 176 to 1180 and encodes 334 amino acids. Gene Ontology annotation, molecular function: antiporter activity.
UGUAGUUGAUAUUAGGAAGUUCUAUGGAGUUGUAUAUUUGUUUACGUGUAUUUAUGGGAGGUAAUCGCUUUUCUCAGUAAACUAGCGAAGAAAAAUGCUAACUUUUCUACAAGUGCAUUUUCUUUUCUGGAAGGAGCGUAUUUUUUUCUUCUGAGUUACUAUAAAUCUGAACAAGAUGAGUGUUCAGCAAGAAAGUCUGCUGAAAAAUUAUAUUACAAUAUUUAUUAUUGUUAGUUCUUAUUGGGCAGUCUCUAUAUUCACAGUUUUUGUCAAUAAGGGACUUCUUAGUGGAAUUGAAUUAGAUGCCCCUAUGUUUAUAGCUUGUUAUCAAACCUUUGUAACUGCAUUAAUAUGUUACAUUAAACAACUUCUCAAUAAACGAUGGCCAACAAAAGUCUCUUUUCCCGAAACAGAUGUAUGGGACAUCCAUACAAUUUCAUCCGUCCUACCCGUUGCAUUUAUGUUUACCAUGAUGAUAGCUACCAAUAACUUAUGUCUUCAAAAUGUAUCAUUAGCCUUCUAUUAUGUUGGUAGAUCACUGACAACAAUGUUUAAUGUGGUUCUUACAUUUUUGAUUUUAAAUGAAAAAACUUCAACUAGAUGUCUAGUUUGUUGUGCAUUUAUAAUAUUUGGGUUUUAUUUAGGAGUUGAUCAGGAGCAAUUAACAGGCAGUUUUUCAGUGAGUGGAACAAUUUUCGGAGUAUUAGCCUCUUUAUCAUUAUCAUUAUUUUCCAUACUUACCAAAAAAGUGUUACCAAAGCUUAAUAGUGAUGUCUGGGCUCUAUCUUAUUACAAUAAUAUAUAUGCUACAAUUCUCUUCAUACCAUUAAUAAUAUUUAAUGGUGAAGUUAGCACUAUUCUCAAUUUUGAAGGACUUUGGGACUUCAGCUUCUGGUUUCCUAUGACAGUUGGAGGGAUCUGUGGGUUUUCUGUAGGAUUUUUAACGUCUUUACAAAUUAAGUACACUUCAGCUUUAACACAUAAUAUUUCUGGGACGGCUAAGGCAUGUGCUCAGACAGUAUUGGCCACAUAUUGGUACCAAGAAACCAAAACAUUCUUAUGGUGGACCUCAAAUAUAAUUAUUUUAAUUGCUAGUGCAGCAUAUGCUAGAAUCAAACAACUUGAUAUGGAAGCAAAACAAGCAUUAAAACAAUCAUUGCCAGCAUACCAGAAACUUUGAUAGUCUGUUACCUUUUUAUUUGAAUAUUUUGAAUUUUAUUGUGAUAUUGAUGAAUUCCUAAAAAUAACUAUAUUAAAGUGAUGAAUUUUUUUUAUUAUAUAGAAAAAACUCUCUAUUGUAAAUAAGUAAAUUCAUAAAGUAUUGCUAUUAUUUUUCAGUGUAGAAACCUUGACAUUGUAAAUAAAAAUAACUCAAAUGAAAACUGUUCUUUAUUCAAUAUAAAGUUCUUAGUAACCUUCUGCUUGAUCUAUUAUCAUAAUUUAUUUUUGGAAUUAUUUUCAGAAAGAGAAUUCAUUAUCAUGUCAUGUGAUUUUUCGAAAUAUUUCU